This is a messenger RNA of Rubroshorea leprosula, 885 nucleotides long. NCBI's taxonomy places the organism in Eukaryota, Viridiplantae, Streptophyta, Magnoliopsida, Malvales, Dipterocarpaceae. The record is from the annotation of a GenBank genome assembly.
CAAAAACCAAAGAAAAUAAAGCAAAGAGCAAAAACAGUGUACAAACUGAUACAGUAGCAAUGCAAGAACACCAAUGGGCGGCCAAUGGAGGCAGAAGCUUAGUCUGCGCAUCCCUGGCUGGCGUGGCAGUGAGUGCACCCCUGCUUGGCAUUUGUACGUUCAGUUUCAUUGCAGCAUUGACCCUGCUGCUCGUAAGCACACCCCUCCUGUUGAUAUUCGAGGGUUAAGAGGCUCUGUAGGGGCCGGUGGUAGUGUGGGAGAGAGGUUAGUUGAGCUUAGUGAGAGAAUGAAGGAGCAAGGGAAGGAAUGGGCGGCAUAUCUGCAGCCAAAGGUGCUGGAGAAUUCCUCUGAUUCAUUAAUCCAUAAAGAGGUUGAGAAGUUGAUCUGCUGCUUUGAUGGUCUCCGCUUGUUAAUCUACGCACAUGGCCUGUGCUGUUUCCUUUGUCACUCGGCAGCAGCGGCAGCAGCGGUAGCAGCGGCAGCAGCGGUAGCAGCGGCAGCAGCGGUAGCAGCGGCAGCAGCGGUAGCAGCGGCAGCAGCGGUAGCAGGAGCAGCUUAAGAAGAAAGCAGAAGGGAAUCAAUUGUAAAACGGAAGCACACUCAGGGAAUAAAGCAAUUACAGAAGCUAGCUUUAUUCCUACAACAGAGUUGAAGAGGCUAUCAAAACGUUUACUGGGAGACAGUUUGGGUCCUAAUCCUCUUGCAUUUGUUUAUCUGCUUGCUUAAAGUGGGGUCAAUUCUUCAAGGUGCAGUCCCCUCCUCGCUCCUUUUUGUUUUGCAUGUUUUUAUGUGACUAAGUUCGAAAGCGAGGAGGGGAUCUUGUUGUAUUUGGGUUGAUUUUAUAUGGAUUUGGAAGGAAAUUGUUAUUAAAAAUUAAUUGAAAAG